Molecule: messenger RNA, 1032 nt
Organism: Portunus trituberculatus (swimming crab)
Lineage: Eukaryota; Metazoa; Arthropoda; Malacostraca; Decapoda; Portunidae
Exons: 1
Source: RefSeq, a predicted model, not a curated record
UCUUCUUCUUCUUCUUCUUCUUCUUCUUCUUCUUCUUCUUCUUCUUCUUCUUCUUCUUCUUCUUCUUCUUCUUCUUCUUCUUCUUCUUCUUCUUCUUCUUCUUCUUCUUCUUCUUCUUCUUCUUCUUCUUCUUCUUCUUCUUCUUCUUCUUCUUCUUCUUCUUCUUCUUCUUCUUCUUCUUCUUCUUCUUCUUCUUCUUCUUCUUCUUCUUCUUCUUCUUCUUCUUCUUCUUCUUCUUCUUCUUCUUCUUCUUCUUCUUCUUCUUCUUCUUCUUCUUCUUCUUCUUCUUCUUCUUCUUCUUCUUCUUCUUCUUCUUCUUCUUCUUCUUCUUCUUCUUCUUCUUCUUCUUCUUCUUCUUCUUCUUCUUCUUCUUCUUCUUCUUCUUCUUCUUCUUCUUCUUCUUCUUCUUCUUCUUCUUCUUCUUCUUCUUCUUCUUCUUCUUCUUCUUCUUCUUCUUCUUCUUCUUCUUCUUCUUCUUCUUCUUCUUCUUCUUCUUCUUCUUCUUCUUCUUCUUCUUCUUCUUCUUCUUCUUCUUCUUCUUCUUCUUCUUCUUCUUCUUCUUCUUCUUCUUCUUCUUCUUCUUCUUCUUCUUCUUCUUCUUCUUCUUCUUCUUCUUCUUCUUCUUCUUCUUCUUCUUCUUCUUCUUCUUCUUCUUCUUCUUCUUCUUCUUCUUCUUCUUCUUCUUCUUCUUCUUCUUCUUCUUCUUCUUCUUCUUCUUCUUCUUCUUCUUCUUCUUCUUCUUCUUCUUCUUCUUCUUCUUCUUCUUCUUCUUCUUCUUCUUCUUCUUCUUCUUCUUCUUCUUCUUCUUCUUCUUCUUCUUCUUCUUCUUCUUCUUCUUCUUCUUCUUCUUCUUCUUCUUCUUCUUCUUCUUCUUCUUCUUCUUCUUCUUCUUCUUCUUCUUCUUCUUCUUCUUCUUCUUCUUCUUCUUCUUCUUCUUCUUCUUCUUCUUCUUCUUCUUCUUCUUCUUCUUCUUCUUCUUCUUCUUCUUCUUCUUCUUCUUCUUCUUCUUCUUCUUCUUCUUCUUCUUCUUCU